UUCAUCAGAAAAUGUUGGUCCUGUUUUAUUUCCUGCUGAUGCUCAGAGUGGGGCGCUGCAUCGAUCAUCAAAACUUUGUCACAAAGACUGUUGGUGUCGGACAAAGUGUGACUCUCACAUGCACUCGCCAGACAUCUUUGUAUCAACAGCCAACUUUGCACUGGAUCAGACUUGUUUCUGGAAAAUCACCUGAAUUCUUGGGAGGAACACAUACUUUUGAUUAUCAUGGUGUUAAUAAGACUCCUCACAUUACAGCAAAACAAGGGCCUGGAACAUUUAUUGUGCAAAUUCAUGAAACUCAGCUAAAUGACUCUGGUUUUUACUACUGUAUAAAAGUCAAACGGCUCAACAUGGAAUUUAUGAACACAACAUUCCUGAAAGUGAAGGGACCAGAACCAGACAUCAUUGACAUCAUUCAAGUCCCUCCAUCUGAUCCAGAACAUCCAGGAGACUCAGUGACUCUGCAGUGUUCAGUCCUCUCUGACUCUGAGAAGAAAACAUGUCCAGAACAACAACACAGAGUGUUCUGGUUCAGAGCUGGAUCAGAUGAAUCUCAUCCCAGAUUAAUUUAUGCUGAUGGAAACAGUCAAGAUGAAUGUGAGACGAAACCUGAGGCUCAGUCUCUUCAGAAAUGUAUCUACAGCUUCUCUAAAACCAUCACCUCCUCUGAUGCUGGGACUUAUUACUGUGCUGUGGCCACAUGUGGACAGAUAUUAUUUGGAAAUGGAGUAAAAUCAGACAAUAAAGCACUCAACAUGCGAGAUUUGAAGACAGACAAUACAGCUCUCUUUCUGGUAUCUGCUGCUUUGGCUGCAAGCCUGAUUGUUAUAGCCUUUCUCAUUUAUACCAUCAAGAUGAAAACUUUCUGCAAUGGUAAUACAAUUUUCCCGCACAUUAAUGUAUCUGAAAGUAUUUUGCUAAAGCUAGCUCUGAGUUUUGCAUUAUUUAAUUGUGUAAUUGAACCAACACCAUCUUUUACCUUAAAUCUGUGCAAACAGAUGCUGCAGCAGCCAGUGGUCAUCAGGAAAGAUCACAGAAUGAUUCAGACACAUGGAUUUAUUCUGCUGUUACCUUUACCGUGGUAAAAAUUGACAGCGGUGCAAUAAAAGAGGCCAAAGCAGCAGAGAGAGAGAGGAUCUACACUGCUGUCAAGGCUUUUGGACUGGAUUAGUGAGUUAACAGAUGUUAUGCAGCUGUUUGUAUUGAAUAAUGUAGUAUUGUUUGUUACUACUAAAGGGCUUUGCAUAUGCUGUAGUACGAUGUAUCGGUAACAUUUAGUGAAGAAGUUAUGUCAUUAUUUUUAAAUGUAUUUAGACUGAAUUUUUUUUUUCAACCAAACACUUGCAAACAGGAAUGACCUCAAACUGAAAGACAUUUGUUUCAUCUCUCUUCCUCAUUUUAUGUCACUUCUAUCUGUAAUAAAGCUAAAAAAAAAAAAAAAAACUUCAAAACGCGAACAAUUCAUGUUUUUCAAGCAGAAAUACAAAAACUUUGCUGUUCAUAAUUCUUCAAGUUAAAUACAGAUACUUGGUUUCAGUGGAAAUUACAGAAAUCAUAAACAAUGUGCACAAAUGCUGUCAGCAGCUGAGUUCCAGCUAUGAUUUCUCAGCUCUUUUACCCAUGUUUCAUGUCGAUCUUCAUCACAGCUCUCCAAUAAAGUCAAAAUUCCAACAAAGAAAUCCUCAAGUUCUUACUACUGACAAUUAUCACGUUGUUUAUCAUUAUCAGGACAAGGUAUUUACCAUGGUGUAUGUCUACAGUUAACUUUCUUGUAUCAUCAUCACUGAAUGUUGUGUGGAGACAAAGAUCAUAUUGCUGAAAUAAAAUAUAUAAAGAGCUAA
Amphiprion ocellaris (clown anemonefish) is the source of this 1841-nucleotide messenger RNA. Its product is annotated as signal-regulatory protein beta-2-like. The record is from RefSeq and is a predicted model, not a curated record. Gene Ontology annotation, biological process: response to bacterium. Bases 12 to 1085 code for a protein of 357 amino acids. NCBI's taxonomy places the organism in Eukaryota, Metazoa, Chordata, Actinopteri, Pomacentridae. The transcript is spliced from 5 exons.